AUCGCAUUCGACACGCUUCUUUCUUAGAACUAUCUCAUUUUUAACCAAGUAACCGAAAAUUUCGCUUAUAACUUUUACAUUCGAUCCGCUUUUUUUUCUUUGUGCUGAAGAAAUCCUGACGGAUGGAGUCGCUCACAUUCCCGACAUUCUCCGUUCAAGACAAUUGGAUACUCCCGAAAAUACAUCGUCUGAAUAUUUAUAUUUGAAAAAGAAGAACAAGAAAAAAUUGGCUGCAAAAGUCUAUACACUCGAUGGUCGAGAUAUCUCAACAUAUUACAAGAGUUAUGGCUGGUGGAUGUGUGUGUAACCCCCUGGAGCAGAGGUCGAUAAAUCCUCCGACCAGUAUAAAAACAAGGCUUGAUUCUUUUUUAAAAUAAGGAAAAAAGAGGCGUAUUGAGUAUCUCAACAUUUUGUAGACAUCUGCGAAAGAAGAGUGCUGGUGGAGGGGUGGAGGAAAUAUAUAUGCAGAUUGGCAUCGCAAAAGCUGUACGAAAAAAGAAAAACGACAACGCCCCCCUGUAAUGCGGUACACGCACGAACGCGCUAUAUUACCGGAGAUUAGAAAAUACGCAGAAAAUGUUUUUUUUAUUCUUCUUGUUCACAACGAUCCACACGGCGACCGCGCCCAUUUCGCAGAGCUCUGAAUAGUCGAAUUUCCCCCUGCCAUUGAUUGAAUGCCCAGAGACAAUCGUCCCAAUCUAAAGAAGAACACGAAACUUGAACAAUCGAAUCAAGAAACAAAACUUGAAAAAAUUCCCCCACUAAACAAAAUUUGAAAAUAGAAGAAGAAGAAGAAACAAAAAAACUAUCUAAAUUUAGAUGUAUUUAUUGAGGUAUGGAGCGUUGGGAGCCGAUGACCGAAAUUAGACGGCGGGCGCUGCAGUUUGUUAUAUAAGGGAGAAAAAAAGAGGGGGGGGGUUGGGUGAAGGAAGGAGUGAGAGAUGAAGAAACACGCAAAGAGAGAAGCCCUAGUCAUGGGAGGGAUUGAAUACACAUGACGAGCCGCUGCUGUUGGUCCCGAAGGCUCAGUGAGGCGCCAGCAGCUCGCACAUCAUCAUCAUCAUCUGCCACCAACGUGUUCUCUCUGCUCUUUUGUCAAAAAACGUGUCGAAAAAGUCGUGCGGGAAAAAAACAGCAUUUGCAUUUUGUUUUUCUCUUUCAACGUGUUUCGAGUGGCGUCAUCUUUCAUGCCUCGUCAUUCUUCAUCGACAAUCGACUGAAGACUUUUCUUCUUCUUCUUCAAAAAUUCAACGCAAAAUGUUUCGUGCGCAAUUUCUCGUCCUCUUCAUCCUCUACGCGACGAAAGGCGUUUGGAUGAUGGCGGCAAGCGGUGGCGGCGGUGGUGGACGCAUCACGCCCGAUCGACUGGGUUGCCUGGACGGCAUCGUCCAGGAGCAGCAGCCCAUCAACCGCGUCAAUACGACGCUGCGGCUGCAGCAGCUGCGGGUCGCCAUGUCGGCCACCAAAUUGGUCAGAGGAGCCCCGCUCAAGGCCUACAUCAUCACCAGUGACGACGAGCAUCAGACUGAAAUGGUUUCCCCGAGCGACAGGAGACGCCAGUACGUGACGGGUUUCACGGGAAGCGCCGGAACGGCGGUCGUGACGCUCAACUCGGCCGCUCUCUGGGUGGACGGCCGCUAUCACCUGCAGGCCGACCAGCAACUCGACUGCCAAUGGAUCAUCAUGAAAUCCGGUCAGGAACAAGUGCCCAGCAUCAGCGAGUGGCUCAAAUCGGUUCUCUCUUCCGGCGACCGUGUCGGAGCCGAUCCCAAAUUAGUCAGCGCCGACCAGUGGCUUGAAUGGCGCUCUGAACUCGCCGAAAGCGGAAUCAAACUGGAUGCGAUUCAGGCCAAUUUGGUCGACUCGAUUUGGAACGAGGACAACGGAAGACCCAAACCCAAUCCUCGUCCCGCCUUUAUUCACGACAUUGUUCACGCAGGCCAGUCGUGGCAGGAGAAGGUGGGCGUGGUGCGAAACGAGUUGAAGGAGCUCGGCCUUGACGGAAUUGUCGUGACGGCCCUGGACGAAAUCGCUUGGCUGCUGAAUCUGCGCGGGGCCGACGUGCCGUACAGUCCGCUGGUCAAGAGCUACGCCUACGUGUCCCUGCAUCAAGUCGUCCUCUUCGUCGAGCCGCUCAAAUUGAAAGUGGCGCCCAUCAGGGAGCACCUGGACAGCGAUCGCUGUCCCCGGGAGCAGUCCGUUGACCUUUGCGUCGAGAUAAGGAGAUACGAGAAUGUAUUUACCGAUCUGCCUCGUUUAACGGCCAAAGCCAAUUCGAUCCUUCUUCCGUCCAGAUACGCCUACAGCGGCGGAGUCAGUUUCGCCAUCUACGAAACAAUUCCGGCGGACAAGAGACGGACGUCACCUUCGCCACUGAUUUUAUUGAAAGCGACGAAGAAUGCAGUUGAAGUGGAAGGAAUGAGAAACGCCCACCUGAAAGACGCCGUGGCCCUUUGUGAUUUUAUUUCGCUGCUCCAAGAACAGGUGCAAGAGGGCAAGGAGCAAUGGGACGAGUUGAAAGUGGUGCACACCUUGGACGAGUAUCGCGCCCAGCAGGACUUGAAUCGAGGGCCCAGUUUCAGUACGAUCGCCGCAUUUGGACCCAACGGCGCCGUCAUCCAUUACAGGCCGUCGGUGGAAACCAAUCGGGUCAUUGACAAUUCCUCGUUUUUGCUCAUCGACUCUGGUGGCCAAUAUCUCGAUGGAACGACGGAUGUGACUCGAACGUUCCAUUUUGGACGAGCCACGCAACUCCAAAAGGAAAUUUACACUCGAGUCUUGAUGGGAGCCAUUGAUCUGGCCACACUGGUUUUUCCGGACUCGAUUGAUGACACCCGGAUCGAUGUUAUAGCUCGUCAACACCUUUACAGCGCUGGACUGGACUACCUUCACGGAACCGGCCACGGAAUCGGCUCUUUCCUCAACGUUCACGAAAGUCCCAUUCAGAUCAGAAUUUACGGUAAAGUCGGUCAUCAUUUCGAAGAAAAUUACUUUUUCUCCGACGAGCCUGGAUUUUACCAGGAAAACGAAUACGGCAUCCGCUUGGAAUCCAUUCUGCGAGUCAUCCGUAAAACAUUCGAGCAUGAGCGAGACAGCCGUUAUUUGGGGUUCGAGGUGGUUUCCUUGGUGCCCUUCGAUCCGUACUUGAUCGUUCCUGAAUUAAUGACACAUAAACAGCUUCACUGGUUGAACCACUACCAGGCCAUGGUGAGGAUAAAAGUAGGAGAGGAAUUGAAACGUCAAAACAGAAUGCGAGCGUUUUACUGGCUCAUGUCCAAAACGCGUCACAUCACCGAACCGUGUCACCGGAGUCGCAGCGGAGCCACAGGAUCCAUCAUCAGCACCUCGUCGUUAACUUUUCAAUUCAUUGCGACCGUUUUAGUUUCCGUCCAGCUGCUGGCCGUCGCCCCAUUGAUGAGUUAACGUGCACAACCUUUUUUGCCACUGAAUCAGCUGAGUUCAACAAAUUUGUUUUGCAAGAUGAAAUGAAUUCAAAACUACGCCAUGCAUAAUCUCGCAUUUCCCUGACCGACCGGAUCUUUUCUUUUUUU
Messenger RNA from Daphnia pulicaria, 3551 nucleotides. RefSeq names its product xaa-Pro aminopeptidase 1-like. The transcript is spliced from 14 exons. Gene Ontology annotation, molecular function: metalloaminopeptidase activity. NCBI's taxonomy places the organism in Eukaryota, Metazoa, Arthropoda, Branchiopoda, Diplostraca, Daphniidae. The record is from RefSeq and is a predicted model, not a curated record. The coding region runs from base 1258 to 3423 and encodes 721 amino acids.